UGUUGUUCUGUUGUAACCAAGCACUACAGUGAGACAAGAGGCAGGCAGCCCGCACCAUGCACUCUCCAUUCUCCUCCAAGCUCACUGCAACUCUUCGUUCACCCAGGAGUAAGACAAUGAUUCGUUUGCCACGAAUGUGAUUCUCCCGGCAGGCAGAUGAGCGUUUCUUCCAUUCGUUACAUUUAAUGCAUUGCCUUUUGCUGCCUUUGUGAAGUUUUCGGAGACACCACCCAGCAGACGUGGAUCUACCUUCACAUUUAAAGUACCCCAUUCAGCGAGGUGCGACCGUCUGAGCCCCCCGCAGUCAGGAUCAUCUGGCUCUGUUUAAAGGUCCAAGGGAUGGCGUCUCGUCAGCAGACCAGGAUCCAGGUCUACCUGGAAACAAACCGGAUCGGACCUCUGUUCGAGGAAUUAAUGACAAAACUGAUAACAGAGACCCCAGACCAGCCAAUUCCAUUUCUAAUCCAGCAUCUUCAAUCAAAAAUAGGACAUGUUGGCCACCUACAUAGGACCUUGUCUGGAUCUGCUGCUCUUUGGGCGGAAAGUGAAUCAACAGAAAACAAAGGAACCAGAAGAGAUUUUAGAUGCUAUGACAAGCCCUGGCAGGUAAAUGCAAAGAAGCCAAAGAAAUCAAAGAGUGACCUUGCAGUGUGUAAUAUUUCACCACCGUCACCAGAAUCCAAAUCUUUGCCGAGGUCAAUUGAACAGCAUAAGUGGGACUGGAGGACGAAACCUGAAAGCCAUGAUUUUGAUGAAUUAAACCAUAUUUUGCAAGAAAGUAAGAAACUUGGAAAAGCCUUGGAGAACUUAUCUCGAAGCAUUGCCAUUUCUGAUGAAUUAGAACAGGAGUCAAGAGCAUUUAACUCGUCCCUUUUGAGACCCUGUGUUAUUGGAGAAUGGGUUGGCCGUGAAGACAAUGACCCAGAUCCACUGGCUGCUGAAAUGAUACAACCCCCUGUGCCAAGGAACAAAAAUGAACAAAGGGAAGGGGAAGACGGUAGUAACUCUCCUGCAGGAAGUUUAAAGAUGGAGCCAAAGAACAAAGGCCUGAAGCAGCAGCAACAACAGCAUAAGAAGCUUCUUGCAGCCAUGCUCUCGCAAGACUCCUUUGAUUCCGUACACAGCACUCCACCCUCGGUCACAGAAGAAGACAUUGACAAUGAGGAUGAUGCCAUGGAACUGUUAGAGGACCUUGAUGAUCUUCGAAUGGAAGGUGUUACAAGCCUGAUGCCAUCUGGAAGCAAAUUCAGCCAGGGACGGAGUACUUACACCACCGAGCCUCAAGCAAAAGUCACUUUAAACAUCUGCUCAAGGUGUGCAAGAUUACAAGGAGAUAACCUUGUUCAUGGGGUAGAUGAAGCACCAAAGGGAUCUCAUUCUACAGAGAAAGUUACAACAGAUGCAGCAAAUCCAUUGCCCGGAGCGGAGGCAGUAAUGGAAGAUGAUGAGGAAUUUGAGAGUGCAUCUCAAGUGACAGGACCUCGUCAACCAGUCUGGGACUCAGAAGCCUUGUCUGCCAGAAGUGGAGGCUCACACAGUCAAAAGCUCCUGAAAGAGGCAUUAACCGCAAAAGAACUGCAAAGCAUGGAAAAGCAUCUGGCUGAUAUUGAAAAAGACUUGGCUCUCAUGGCAGAAGCCAGUAUGUCACGGAGUCCAAACAGUCAACAAGGUGCCGCCGUUAAUAGUGAUCAACAAGGAGUCUACCAUUUAUCUCAACUACAAAACACAAGACCACAGUUGCCAAACCAAGCUGCAAAAAGCCUACAGCUUCAGCUUCAAGGAAAUAAGUCUCCACCUCAGCCAAACAAUAGAGGGCAGGGUUCAAGUCUCCCAAAUAGUAGGCCUCAAACACCAAAUUCACAGUCAAACAAACUUCAAACACCACUUACUCCAUUGGGCAGACCUGUGACACCAAACAGCUUGCCAUCUCGACCCUUGACCCCAAGUAACCAAGGAAACAAGGAUAUAACCUUUGCUGGCCAAAGGAGUAGAUCUGUAACGAUUAAGAGUCAGGUUGCGUGGACUCCAAACUCUGUGUCGGGAGUUCCUGUUCAAAUUGCCGCAGAGAAUAUAGGAAAUGCUUCUCAGAAAAACAGUAUCUCAGAGGAGGAGUCUUUUGAACAACUGCAGGGUUCGCGUCAACCUUGGACCCUUCCAAGUGACACAGACAGUGAAAUUGUAGAGGCGAAGAAAGAAAAACGGUUGUGAUACCAAGAGAACCUUGCACGUUGGUGUCAUGAAAACACACUUACAUGAGAACUUGGAAACAUUUUUUUUUCAAAAC
Molecule: messenger RNA, 2284 nt
Organism: Spea bombifrons (plains spadefoot toad)
Lineage: Eukaryota; Metazoa; Chordata; Amphibia; Anura; Pelobatidae
Gene: C5H8orf34
Product: chromosome 5 C8orf34 homolog
Exons: 14
Coding region: 340-2208 (622 amino acids)
Source: RefSeq, a predicted model, not a curated record